This is a messenger RNA of Pantherophis guttatus, 623 nucleotides long. RefSeq names its product chromosome transmission fidelity factor 8 (gene CHTF8). Gene Ontology annotation, biological process: mitotic sister chromatid cohesion. Gene Ontology annotation, cellular component: Ctf18 RFC-like complex. Lineage: Eukaryota; Metazoa; Chordata; Lepidosauria; Squamata; Colubridae. The record is from RefSeq and is a predicted model, not a curated record.
GCGGGGCUGUGGGCGGGGCGAUGGUGCAGCUGGCCGUGCGCCGGGCGGCGGGCGGGGCGGCGGAGUGGCUGCUGCUGGAGCUGCAGGGGCAGCUGGAGGCGCGCGGCGGAGGCGGAGGAGGCGGAGGAGGCCUGGCGGGGCGGCUGCUGGGCGACCUGCACUUCACCCAGGAGGGCGCGCCGGUGCUGAUCGUGGGCCACCACGUGCUCUACGGGAAGGCGGUGCGGCUGGAGAAGGCCGUGGCCGUCCUGCGCAGGGGAGCCGCCGCGCCCGAGGAGCCCCGCGGCCCCGCCGCCUACGAGGUCGCCGCGCUCAUCCGCACCAAGCUGCUCUUCAAGACGCGCCCCAAGCCCAUCGUCCCCAGCGCGGCCAGGAAGGCCUGAGUGCCCUGCAGCGCUCCCGCCUCGCUGCUCCUGGGCUCCCGGGUUGGCCUCUGGUCGGAGGCUCCAGAGCUUUGUCCCUCCCUCUGGUUGGGGCCCCGGUUCCUUUUGGGGGGGGGAAAGAACGGGAACCGGCUCCUCUGUUUACAAAGCUUUAUUAUUGUAACCAAUGUAAUAAAAAAAUCCAAACCUGUUUUUUAAAAAAUGAAAAUGUAAGUAAAAAAUAAAUAAGCAUACAAAUAA